GCAACGAAUGCAUUGCAGUAAAUUCAUCUAUUUCAACUACAUAUAGGUACAUUUCAAGUUCGUUUUGAUUGUCUGGUUAUAUCUACUACUCUUGCCACGAGUCGAUUUGACCGAAGCUGAGCAAACCACUCCAACCUCGUCUCUGAGCCUAAUAAUCGAACAUAUGAAUCAAAACCUCUCUUAUUAGCAUUAAUUUUUCUUAAAAAAAUGGCCGCCCUCCCAACUCUCCGCCGACAAGCAGCAUCGCUACUCCGUCCACUUACCUCAUCUACAACGGCGCCAGCAGGCAAAGCAAUCCCCCCACCUCUGACAUCCGCAUUUUCAACCUCGGCGGCACAGAAUGCGCUCAAAGAAGGGGAUACGAACAGAGAUAAUGUCAACGAAGAGUACGAACGGCUGAAAGAGCAGAGUCUGAGUGAGGCGAAACAGGGCAAGAGGUACUGGAAACAGGAGCUGGCGAGUGAGAGUGAGGCCGGCGUUAAGGCGGAUCGGGGGGAGACUGGGGCGAGUCAAGAUGAUGGGUGGAUGAGAUCGGACAGCUAGCUUGAUAUUUGAAGGAGUGCUUGGUUGUGAUACGGUAAUAACAUCAAUUGAUCAUUCCAUUCCCAACGCCAGGCAUAUUCGUCAAU
This is a messenger RNA of Talaromyces proteolyticus, 629 nucleotides long. RefSeq lists its product as uncharacterized. Bases 208 to 543 code for a protein of 111 amino acids. Lineage: Eukaryota; Fungi; Ascomycota; Eurotiomycetes; Eurotiales; Trichocomaceae. The transcript has 4 exons. The record is from RefSeq and is a predicted model, not a curated record.